ACAAUUAUCGAACAAAUAAAAUUCUGUCGAUCAGAAUAAUAAUGUUGUCCAUAAUUGUUUCGUUUGGAAUUUCAGCUUGGAAAUUAGUUGGAAUUCUAACUGGUCUUAUCUGGCAGCUAGGACAUCUUGUAGUGGAAAUUGGAUCGUGUUGUUUUAAUUUUGGUAACUUUUUUUGUUGUUAAAUGUUAUAUAACGGUGAAACGUCAUAUGCUCCAUCUGAUGGGUAGGAUUGAAAUUGAAUUUAUCAUUUUUUCAACGUGUUUUUUUACAUUUAUCUUGAUUUAUUAAAUUUUUUUUUGCUAUAGUCUUCAACAAAAAUUAUGUCAGAAAUAGAAUUUAUAGUUCGUGAUGCUCGAUCAUCAGAUUGUCAUUCGAUCCAUUCGUUAAUAUGUGAGUUGGCUGAAUAUGAAAAAAUGCCCGAUCAAGUAGAAAUAACGGCCGAACGUUUAAAAGAGGAUGGAUUCGGUCCUGAUCAUCAACCUCGUUUUCAUUGUUUUGUUGUGGAAAAUAUUGCCGAAAAAACUAUAGUUGGCUUUUUACUUUAUGUUCAAAAAUAUUCAACUUGGAAAGGGCCAUUCUUAUGGAUGGAAGAUCUCUACAUUCAACCAAAAUAUCGUCGUUUUGGUCUUGGACGAUCAUUAGUUUGUACAUUGAUACGUCGAGCACAUCAACUGCAGAUGCCAAGAAUCGAAUGGAAUGUACUUGGCUGGAAUCAUUUAGCUAGAGAAUUUUAUCACAAUAAACUUGGAGCAAUCGAUCUUACUCAUGAUGAUGAUUGGCUUACAUAUCGUUUGACUAGGAAUCGUUUCGAAAAUCUUUUACAACUAAAUCCUUCGAAUGUACGAAUCGAUGAAAAAUAAAAUUUUGAAAAAUAAAUUUAAUAGCUUGUUUUUUAGAUAA
Dermatophagoides farinae (American house dust mite) is the source of this 900-nucleotide messenger RNA. Its product is annotated as thialysine N-epsilon-acetyltransferase. The record is from RefSeq and is a predicted model, not a curated record. Lineage: Eukaryota; Metazoa; Arthropoda; Arachnida; Sarcoptiformes; Pyroglyphidae. Gene Ontology annotation, molecular function: N-acetyltransferase activity.